Molecule: messenger RNA, 5709 nt
Organism: Adineta ricciae
Lineage: Eukaryota; Metazoa; Rotifera; Eurotatoria; Adinetida; Adinetidae
Source: the annotation of a GenBank genome assembly
AUGUCUGCCACUGGAUCUGAUAAUUCAUCUCCAUCAGACGAUAGCAAUGACAGUCUGAACGAGUUGAAUGAAUUAUUCAAAUUUCGUUCACCAAAACCACCACCAACUGCACAGGAACGUCGUGUUUUGGAAGCUGCAACUUCCAUUUUACGAUAUUCAUGCGGUGUUAUGUGUAUAACGGGGCGGACACAAAUAGAAAUGGAUGCUGCAGAACUCCUCGUAGACGAACUUAUUCUGGUCUGUGUGGAAAAUCUAUUGAAAGAUGUUGAUGAUAUUGAUGUAGAUGGCUAUGUAAAAAUGGUGCCUGAUGGAAUGGAUUUAACGUUCAUCGGCCGUCUUCUUGGAUACAAUGUGACAUGGGAGAGUUAUUUGAAAAAUAUUACUGUUCUGGAUAUAUGGAGAGAGAGAUUAUCUCCUAAAGGUAUUAGCUAUUUAAGCGAAAUGGCUUUUUAUCGAGAACUUCUCAACAUACCAUCCGUUGAACCAUCGAAUGAUAUGCAUGCUGCUGAUCAUGAUCAUGGUGAAGCAGAGAAACAAUUUUCAUCAAAUAUACAUAACACAACCUUCAACGAAAAGUCAUUCAAUCUGAAUGCAUGUUCGGGAGAAAUUCUAUUCGACAAUGUGUGUACAUCAACUCCGAAAAGAUCUGUUGCUUGUGGAAACAGUUCAACCAAAACUCAUGUCACAACUACUCAGGAGUCAAUUUCCAUCGAUAAUGACAAGACAAGUAGUAUCACAUACAUAAGACCAUUGAUGGAUUGGAAUGAACUACGCAGAAAAGUAGUUGGUUUGAAUAAUUCAGAUGGAACGUCGUGUUUUAUUAAUGCAUCUUUACAGUGUUUUGCUAGUACACCUCCACUAAUCGAGUGGAUAUUCAAGCAAAAACAUCACUUAACUACAUGUCAAUUAUCAAAUCAAGGUAGUUUCUGCUCUAUCUGUCAAAUGUCAAGUGUGAUUUACAGCGUGUCUUCAUCAUCAAAACAAAAUAUUACUGACCAAGAUAUAUCUGUUGCUGCGUCGGCUGAUUGCAUUAGCAAAAAUCUCAAAGAAAUCUCACCUGCAUUUAUUACUCAAGAACAGGAAGAUGCCAAUCUUUUUAUCACGAGUUUUUUGGAUCAUUGUGUUGCUUGUUAUGCUUUGCACAUGUCAAUAUUAUCUCCAAUAAAAUCAGUGUUCAAUUUUAUCGAUCGAAUAUUUCGUAUUACGCUUCUAAAUACUGUCAAAUGUUCGUCAUGUUUGAAUGCCAGCAUAAAAGAAGAAUAUACGUAUACUCUCUCGGUCGAAAUUAAUAACAUGAAUAGUUUACCUGAUGCACUUCAACAUUUUUUUGAGCCAGAAAUUUUGACAGGUGAUAACUCAUAUCAUUAUGGUGUUUGUAAUACAUUUGUCCACGCUACUAAACGCUUUACCAUUCAAGAUUUACCACCAGCAUUGAUUAUUAAUUUGAAAAGAAGCGUUGGAUUUGGCUCUUCAAUACGAAAACACACGCAACAGGUGGCUUUUGAUGAAUUGCUAACCGUUCAUCCAUAUGUAACUGAUAAGCUACUCGAUUCGAACAAAGAAAACCAAAACCAUGGUGAAUCUAAUGAGUACUUAUAUCGAUUAUAUGCAGUUAUUAAUCAUAUUAGUAAAAACAAUGAUAACGGGCAUUACCAUGCAUAUCUUCGAACAUAUAAUGACAUUUGGUUCUUUGUUAAUGAUUCUCAAUGUCAACAAGUAUCAUUAGAACAAGUAUUAUAUAACAAAUAUGCUUCGAUAUUUUUUUACGGCAAGACACCUCGUGCGCCCACAAAUACGAAGCAUGUACCAACACCAAUACCACUACAAUGUUCUUCCAUCGAUAAUUCUCUCGUCGCUACUCCAAACAUUUCAAAUACUCCAAUUUUAGGAAGUGCACGACGUACUAAUGUUUGUUCAAUGAUGUCUCCUACAAGUAAACAAUUGAAAGAUUUCAUGCGCAUUGAUCUGAUAUUUUGUUUAGGUACUUUGGCUUUAUGUACUGACAAACCGAGCAUUGGAAUUACGUUGGGUACCAUUGACAAGAGUCCUCAUCAACAAUUAAAUAUUACUUCAAAUCUCGAUAUACCUGCCGGUUCCACUGAAAGCAGUAUCACAAUUGGUGAUCAAUGUCCAAAAAAAAAUAUCUUUAUUUCAUUUGAUUUAUCUUUUCUAAUUUGGUGCCUUUCAGGACCGAUAGCUGAUGUGCCAUCAUCUUCAGUCCAAACUUCUGCUUCAAGCAAAAGAACCCAUAUGUCGUUUACUGAUGAAUGGGAAUCGAUGAAUUCAGACACCAGUCGUAUAGUAGCUUCCGUAGCUGCAGGCGUACCAUUACAGGUAGUAUUUGAAUGUACGCUUCCUCGCACAUUUCAAGCUAAGUUGAGUUCGACAGCGCUGGUGAAUUUACUUCAAUAUCGACAACAGAUACUUAAUCAAGAACAUGAUGCAAAAAUGAGAAAAAUGGGUUUACUACCUGUGACAUCGAUUUCAUUAUCUCAAAAAAAGCAAUCAAAUAAUGGAUCAAACUCACCUUCGAAUAAAAGAACGAAACGUGUUCCGUCAACAGAAGGAUCCGAUCAACCACUAGCAAGAAAAGUUAAUAUUGAAUACCUGGAUAUAAUUUUACCAUAUUUAAAACGCUAUAAUCCGUAUUGUGGUUUAUGUGUCUGCACACGUAGAUUUGGAAACGAUCUUUCAAAUCCAACGCACUAUAUUAUCAAAUGUGUUCUUAAAUGUAAUGAUACAGAUUGCAAAUUUUCAUGCCGCGUAUUUGUUUUGAAUAAUGGUGAUCUUCAUGUUAGUACAUCUCACAAUACGGUUUGUCAUGACGUAAAGAGACGAGUAGCUCGUCCUAUUCGUGGCUUAAAACGAAAAGAACUGGCCGAAAAAUUCAGAAGUGGUGCUUUGGUUUAUCAGGUUCAUGGACAGUAUAGUGAAAAACGAACAACGCUUGAAAAGAUGGGAUUUAAUUAUGACAGUACUGGCAAAUCGAAGUUAAUUUUCAAGAAGAUCAAAGCCGAAGUAGUUGCCGAAUCUCUACUCUCUCCAAAUGUUACAUCAAGUAUUUUACAGUUACACGAUGAGUUUAUUCUAAAAGUCAAUCCCGAUGGUACACUUCGCGCAUCCAUUCGUUUGUACGACGCAAUUGUUGCUCACAAAGAUUCUGUUCUUUCAUGGGAUGCAACUGGAGGAGUCGUGAAGAACACCGGAUCCAAAGAAAUUUUAUAUUAUGAGUUGGCAAUUACUCAUUCCAAUAUUGUUGACGAAGACUCAUUAAUACCUUUGACAUUCAUGUUGUCGGAAUCUCAGUCAUUAUUCACAGUUACUCAAUGGCUAUUGUCCUUCAAAGAUAAUCAUAAACAGAUAUUUCCACAUAAAAAAGAUUCAUUUCCAAGACCUGCAAUAAUCUUGUCAGACCGUGCACAAGUCUUUUUACAAGCUGCAUUACGUGUAUUUAACGAUGAGAAUUAUCAACAGUUUCUUUCGCGAGCUUAUCGUAUCGUUACGAAAAAAGGUAUUCAGAGUGACUUCUUCAAAACAAACAUUCAUGCGUGUUUGGCACAUUUCAUGUUGGACAUGCGUAAACGAAUUAACAAGUAUUUACCGGACAUGAUACGUGAAUUUGCCAUGUGGUCAAUCGCGCUUCUUGUUAACAGCAAUACCUACGAACAAUUGAAAAAUAAUUGGCGUUUAAUUUGUCGAGUUUUUCUUAAUUAUACAACCAAUACUACCCCCUAUUUUGCCAAACAUUAUACGAUGCUUCUUUCGCGUAUUUCCGAAAUAACUAAUGAACCCAAUGCGUCGAAAGCGAUUACUCAAUCGAAAGAAGUUGUUACCGCUACCGAUGAUCCGUAUGAAUUUGACGAAGAGGAUUUCUUCAAUGACGACGAUGAAGGAGAUGAACUUCAAUCCGACGAGCACAUUAGAAAACGUCGAAAAAUUAAACAAUCGAGCACGUCACAGAUUAUUAACGUCGAAAAAGAAUUAAAUGAAAUCGACAGUCCAUUUAAACGUGAUCUAAGUGUCAUUUAUUAUGAAUGCUGUGAAGAAAGUAUCAAAAUGAUUGGUAAGCCGUCGUCUACCGAUAAGGUAUCAAAGGGAUCUCGCAUAUGGCUAUUGUUUAUUAAUCAACGAUGCAUGCCAACGGUUCCGAUUUGGUCCAACUUGUUGCUAGGAAAUUUAUCACGACAUGGUCGAGAAUCUGUUCAUGCAUUUGAUGCUUUACUUGUUUCUACACAUGACCAACGAACAAAUGCUAUUUCCGAACGACGUAUGGGGAUUGUGAAGAGAACUCAGCUCGGCGUUGAAACUCGUAUCAGAGCAGAUGUUGUUCUUCAGAUUCUUAUCAAAGAUAUGUUGAGAUUAGUAGAAAAUUUUUCUGUGUCUUUCAUGGCAAGUAUGUCUCAAACUACGAAUUCUCAAAACCGUACUCGAUUGCAACUGCGUGAUGUUCAAGAAAAUUGGAGGCAAUCUAGUCAUCGUGGUCAUGGCCAUUAUUGUAAAGCUCCAAAUGAAUCUGUCACGAAUAGUUUGAAAAAUGCCUUGAUAGUGCGUCCGGCGAAUGUUAAUGUCGGCCUCAUCAUACCUACUCUUGCUGUCGCCAGUUGGUUUAACGUAGGUAUUGCACUUCUACUAUCAAUCAAAGUAUUUCGUGAAACGCUUCCUGAUCCAGCGUCAAUAGUGUCACCACAUCUCAUCGAAAUCAUUGAUUUUGUUAAAAAUUGGAUGCGUUGUCUAAGACUGAUUAAGCCGCCGAAGAAAACAAGUCCAGAACAACAACAGCUAUUACGUACUCAAUUCGACUUACCUUAUAAUAUGCCAGAUGAUAUUGACCGACAAUUAGUUUAUAUUGUUGAUCAAAUUCUUGUUUCAUUGCUCAUUCCAUCAAUUCGAGUUAGAAUGAUUUACACUUGUACAUCUUGCAAAUUCGCAAUCGAGAAGAAAAACAUCAUUCGUUAUAUUUUGAUUCACACAAUGGACAAUCAAAUCGAUCUUCAUAAUCAUUUAUCAAAUUUUUUUGUCGGUGGUACUUCAGAUCGUAAAUGUGAUAAAUGUGGCUCAACGAUCUCACGACACAUGAAAAUCAUUGAUUGUCCAUCUGUCAUAGUUGUCAAAAUUGAUCAUGGCAAUGGAUCAAAGGAAACAUCCUGCAAAGUACCGGAAACAAUUUGUUUUAAUCGAUUUUUGGACAAAUCUAGCAUCGGUUGUACAUCAGCGACGGUUUUCGACGUAGUCGGUUUUGCAACUGUUGAUUCAAGUACAGAGAACAAACUGAUAUCCUUGACGAAAAUCAAAGAACGAUGGUGUGUGAGCCCUCAACAAAAGCUUAUAGGCAAUGGGCCAAUGUUUCUCAAGUUACUUGCUGCUAGUCGAAUCGUUAUACUUGAACGCAUCCGUACAUGUACUUCUAACUUUUUAUAUGCCGUUGCCCAAUGUUGUUCAAUCACGGUGAAUGUGAACGAUCGUACCAUCAAACCGUUUAAAACCUUACGUGACGCUAUCGAAAUUAUCGAGCAUGAUGAACAAUUCACCGAACUUCGUCAUCUUUUACUUUCAUCAUGUGUGACGUAUUAUGCUUGUAACAAAUAUCAUUCCUCAUCUAACCUGUUAUCAUCGACAUCUGAAGGCAUCUGCAUUUACGAACAAGAUUCUGACAGCAGUGAAAUUUAUGGUACACCACUAUUAACUUCAUAUGAUGAAAGUCUUCAGUGA